This is a messenger RNA of Ascochyta rabiei, 1131 nucleotides long. RefSeq lists its product as uncharacterized. NCBI's taxonomy places the organism in Eukaryota, Fungi, Ascomycota, Dothideomycetes, Pleosporales, Didymellaceae. The coding region runs from base 1 to 1131 and encodes 376 amino acids. The record is from RefSeq and is a predicted model, not a curated record. Gene Ontology annotation, biological process: transmembrane transport. The transcript is spliced from 5 exons. Gene Ontology annotation, molecular function: transmembrane transporter activity.
AUGGCUCAUCACCGCAAAUUGCUUAAUGUGGCUCAUAUCCUUUACGAAUUCCCUACAGCAACAAAGCAACUAGUCCUGGACACCCUAUUCACUAGCGAGUUCCUUCUUCAUGGUCUGACUGGUAUCGUUGGCAUCGUCGCGAAUCUGAUUGGAGGUGUCUCAAAGCUACCGCUCGUCAAAUUCAUCGACCUUGUUGGUCGUCCACAUGGGUUCUUCAUCUGCCUCGUCUACGUUCUCCUAUCCCUCAUCAUGAUGGGCGUGUGUCGGAACGUGCAAACCUACGCCGCCGCGCAAGUCUUCUACUGGACUGUCCUUGAUGUCUUCAUUGCCGAUACUUCCAAGCUUGGGAACCGUGCUAUCUGGCUGGCUUUCACGUCGACACCAUACAUUGUCAUUACUUUUACCGGACCUGAGCUUGGUCAGCGCUUCCUCGACAAUUCGAAAUGGCGCUGGGGCUAUGGCGCUUUCACAAUCAUUACGCCCUUUAUGUGUAUUCCUUUCUGGUUCAUCUUCUUUCUGAUGAGCAGGUGUGCUACGCAGCAGGGUGUUGUUGUCAAAGAGAAGAGCGGGCUGACUAUAUUGCAGUCUGUCAAGCGUUGCUGCAUUGAGUUUGACGUUAUUGGAAUACUUCUGAUCUGCGGCGGCUUCUCCAUCUUUCUCCUACCUUUCAGCCUUGCAGCCUACCAAGGCGAAGGCUGGCGAGCACCCAUGAUCAUUUGCAUGGUCGUCUUCGGUAUGCUUCUGCUAGUGCUCUUCGGGGUAUGGGAGCGUUUCUGGGCGCCGAAGACAUUCUUCCCUUUUCAUCUCCUCACCGACCGUUCCGUCGUUGCAGCCUGCUUCCUCGGCGCCAACUCAUGGAUCGCGUUCUACUCUUACAAAAUGUACUACUCGUCCUAUCUGCCGCAGGAGCUAAAAGCUCAGAGACCGGCCAUCUAUGCGAGUCGUGUGACCCAGCUUAGUUACCCGUGGGAUAGCCCAGAGCGACAGGCGGUUGUGAGGGCGUACAGGGAUGCGCAAAGACUGAUGGUCAUUGUUAGGACUUGUGCGCUUGUACCCUACAUCCUGUGGGUUGCUAUAUUGAAGGAAUAUGAGCUGAGCGAGAGGGGCGCGAGGAAGGGGCUGCUCAUAUAA